Molecule: messenger RNA, 481 nt
Organism: Paraphaeosphaeria sporulosa
Lineage: Eukaryota; Fungi; Ascomycota; Dothideomycetes; Pleosporales; Didymosphaeriaceae
Exons: 2
Coding region: 87-458 (123 amino acids)
Source: RefSeq, a predicted model, not a curated record
CUCUGCCGCCAGCACGCUCGACGCUAACUCCGGGCUUCCGAUUGACCCGAGCUGUCGCUUCCAAACCUGACGCGCCGACCUUAAUCAUGGGCUACGUCCUCUACUCUCUCACCUUUUUCGUGCUUGUCACUGCAACCGUCGCGUACUUCACCAGACACCACUGGCUGCACCGCAUACCCAUCCCCGAACCCCUCUACACGCGCCUUCCCACCUCCUUCCGCGAUGAUAUAGAAGCCGGGCUUUCAUCCUCGGCUUUCGAUUUGAACACGAAUCUGGAGGCCGGCGAUUCGCGACAAGGAUUGGACGAUGCGGGGAAGCGUGAGGUACAGAGGAUCAUGAAGAGGAGAGGAGUCGACUUUGAUGAGGCGCGGCGGUUGUACAUGCAAGACCGCUUCAAGAAGAACAACAUCGGGCCGGACGGAUUGCCGCGCGACCCGAAGUUCGUAAGCUUUUCUUAAGUGGGUGGAGAGGGUUCAACCAA